Pygocentrus nattereri (red-bellied piranha) is the source of this 2714-nucleotide messenger RNA. RefSeq lists its product as uncharacterized. NCBI's taxonomy places the organism in Eukaryota, Metazoa, Chordata, Actinopteri, Characiformes, Serrasalmidae. The record is from RefSeq and is a predicted model, not a curated record. Gene Ontology annotation, cellular component: cell surface; apical plasma membrane. The transcript is spliced from 10 exons. Bases 274 to 1524 code for a protein of 416 amino acids. Gene Ontology annotation, biological process: neutrophil migration.
UUAAAAAAAGAAAGUAUUUUUUUAAGGCAGUGUUGGAAGUGAUCCCUCAGUGUUGCCCGCAGUGACGACAGUGACAUGUAGACAACAAGGAAAUCACGUUUUUCCAUCAUCACUUCUGUGAAGAGCAGGUUGGGUGGUUGAACAUAUUUAAAUGUGAUGCCAGGAAAUCUGUUGCAGUUUGACCUUACCUGAAGCUUAUGGAGCACGUUCUUCUGUCUGAGGAGAGAAAUUUGAAUAUUUUACUUGUUGUCUGACAUUGAAGUCAAUGUGACAAUGGAGGGUUCAGUUCAAAUGCCUGCGCUGUCUCUGAAGAUAGUGGCCAUCGUAUUAAUGAUAAGUGGACUUACAAAAGCACAAACAGCUGCACUCAGUACAGCAGUCUCCGUUUAUGACCCGUGCGAUACCUAUACAGUCCUGGAUCAGCCCUGGAGAGCUACUAACGAAUCAGGAGAUAACGUGUGUGAUCGAGACUUUGAGUGGAGCGGCUGGUAUCGUCUUCUCUAUCAUGGGAUGAACAUUCACAUGCCAGAACACUGUAGUUCGGGCUGUACCACCGCUGCUGCUCUGUGGCUAAACGGCUCACAUCCGCAGAUACAGGAUGGAAUAGUCACCCGUCAGAUCUGUGGUAAUGCUGGUGGAAGCUGCUGCUAUAGUUACUACAGUACAACCUCCAUUCGAGUCAAAGCGUGCCCAGGAAACUUUUCUGUCUAUGAAUUCAUCAAGCCUGUCUCAUGUAAUUUGGCUUACUGUGCAGAUAGCACCACACUAACUCCAACCAACUUCUCAAGUGGAGUCAUUCAAGAAACCAAUACAACAACAGACUCCAGCUUUGACCCAUGCUAUAACUAUACUGCCCUGGACGACUACUGGAGAGAUAUUCACACAAACUACAGAGGACAUGAUGACACCCGUGUAGAAUGGAAGGGCUGGUAUCGACUGUAUCUUCAAGGACAAAGUGCUCAAAUGUCUGAGUGGUGUGGCUAUCAGAUUACAUGUGGUGGUUUUACUCCGCUGAUCCUCAGAGGUUCACAUCCUCAGGUUGGGGACGGAAUUGUGACUCGUGACGUAAUUGGAUCUCGCUGGCUCUUCAUUUCCUGCAAUUACUACAAAUCUAACCCCAUCCAAGUCAAGGCUUGCCCUGGAAAUUAUUACGUCUAUAAACUUGUUAAACCAGACGUAUCGAUCCCGGUUCCUUCAUACUGUGCAGUUUCUUUUAGCAACUCCACUAUAGACCCCUGCUACAACUAUACUGCCCUGAAUGAUACUUGGAGAAACAGCACUGACUCCACCACAAAUUCACACUGUGAUAUGAAUAUCAACUGGGUCGGCUGGUAUAGGCUGUUCUAUCAGGGAUCAAGUGCCAAAAUGCCAGAAUCAUGUGUCAGGCCAGACAACUGUGGCACUAACACCCCACUGUGGCUCAAUGGCUCUCAUCCACGCCUAGAAGACGGAGUGGUAGUACGCAAAUCUGCGGAUCAAAUUUCGGAGACUGCUGUUUUUUCAAAAUCUUUUCCAUUCAAGUGAAGGCUUGCCCAGGAAAUUACUAUGUGUAUGAGUUGUCAAACCAACCUUCUGCUCUGCAGCCUAUUGCACAGAUACUAGCAACAUAACUGGCACCAGCACACCAACAACUACCCCACAGAACCACAUUCUAGUAGCACGACUGAGAGUCCUGACCAGCAAUAACCUGACAGACACCAACAACCAAAUGAUUGUUGUGCAGAAUCUUCAGGAUGAACUGAGGAGGUGGGGUGUGGCAUCCGCUGUAAGAGUGAAAGUGAAACGCGUUCAGAAGAAAAGUCCCUGACUGUUGAUUCUGUGAGCCAAAAGAAUCUGGUUAUACUUCACUGUGUGAAAAACUCCCAGAAUAUAUUUGCUUAAUUAAUUGUUGUGGUAUUUUGGCAUGUAAUACUGUAAAAUACUUCCUAAAAUUCAUAACCCGAAUUCCAAUGAAGUUGGGACGUUGUGUAAAACAUAAAUAAAAACAGAAUACAAUGAUUUGCAAAUCCUUUUCAACCUAUAUUCAAUUGAAUACACUACAAAGACAAGAUAUUUAAUGUUCAAAUGGAUAAACUUUAUUGUUUUUUGAUGCCUGCAACACGGUCCAAAGAAGUUGGGACGGGGCAAAAAAAGACUGGGAUAGUUGAGGAAUGCUCUAAAAACACCUGUUGCCAAUGUUUGCCAUCGGUCAGCACCAACUUUAACCUCACUCCAGCUCUACUGUCAUUACUAAGCUGUGCAAGAACAUUAUAGUCAAUUUUCUUAAUUUGAAUUUUGCAUAAAUAUCAUGAAUAUGGGUUGAAAUCAUAUUAUUUAAAUACAUUAAAUAAGUCUGUUCAUUUAUUUUGGGGUAAUCUUGGGUUGAAUUUCUCUUGUGCUCUAACUCAUUGACUUUGAGGUUAAAAUUAUGGUUCUAGAGCAGGAAAACUUUUAAAUAUAAAGGCUGGAAAAUUACAAGAUUCUAAAAAUAUUAUUGGAGACAUUUGCUCAACUUUGAUUCUGUUUCAAUGUAUGACCCAUAAUUCAUUAUACAUUCAUAAUACAUUAUUUCUUCCUGUAUUGUUUUAACUAGACAGCCAAAAUGGAGGUAAUCAGGACAAAACUGAAUAAAGUUCAAUGAGAACACCUUGCAGUCUUGUGGAUUUUGUAAUUACCUGCACCCACAAGGCACAACUUGGCACUACUGCUGGACUAUGUGUAGUGCAAGGGCCUAU